Molecule: messenger RNA, 635 nt
Organism: Physeter macrocephalus (sperm whale)
Lineage: Eukaryota; Metazoa; Chordata; Mammalia; Artiodactyla; Physeteridae
Product: phosphatidylinositol N-acetylglucosaminyltransferase subunit P
Exons: 3
Biological process (GO): GPI anchor biosynthetic process
Cellular component (GO): endoplasmic reticulum
Source: RefSeq, a predicted model, not a curated record
UUGUUUUAUCUGAACCUUGAUAGAUUGGAUGCAUGUCUUACUGACCUUUUUUCCUUUUUUUUUUUUCCCUCUUCUGCAGUACUAUAUCUUGUGUGGGCUUUUAUUCCUGAAUCUUGGCUAAACUCCUUAGGCUUAACCUAUUGGCCUCAAAAAUACUGGGCAGUUGCGCUGCCUGUGUACCUCCUCAUUACUGUAGUGAUUGCUUACGUGCUCUUAUUCGGGAUAAACAUGAUGAGUACCUCUCCACUCAACUCCAUUCAUACAAUCACAGAUAACUAUGCCAAAAACCAACAGCCGAAGAAAUACCAAGAAGAGGCCAUCCCAGCAUUAAGAGAUAUUCCUAUUAGUGAAGUAAACCAAAUGUUUUUUCUUGCAGCCAAAGAACUUUACACCAAAAACUGAAUUGUACAUAGACUAAUACCAAACAUUUAUUACAAAUUUUUGAUGGAAGAAUUUCGACCAUAGUAAUUUUGACUGUCUUUCUGAUUAAUAUCCAGUAUUUAAAUGUUAAAAAAAAAAGAAAGAAAGAAAAAAUGUAAGUUGAAAUUCUCUUAGAUUGAGUUCUAUUAAUAUUAUAAAUGUUAUCAAAUAGUAGUUACUAAUGGACAGAGUAAAUAAAAUACUGCAUUACCGUA